AUGGCCAAUAGAAACUUUGAUCUACACAAUUGUUUUCUUUUUUCUGCUUUUUCUGAGCUUGUAUCACUCGUAGAAAUCUCUGAUCCGCGAAAACUAGUAAAUGCAUUUUUUGAUACUGUAGAUUUAAAGCUCUUAAAUUUAAUAUCGAACAUGGUAAAUUACGUGCUUUUUGAAACAGCCUUUGGUUACUCCCUAUUCGAAUGUUUACAAAGCGAGGAGAUCGGGUAUAAACUUACAAAUGUUCAGCAGACUGUUCAAGAUUUAGCAAAAUUUGGAAAAGCAAUAAAACUCAAGUCAUUUGUUCCUUUUAAAAAUGCUGCCCACGCUUUGGAGAAUGCAAAUGAUAUAUCUGAAGGGGUCUUAAAUGACCAACUCAAAAAUUUCUUGGAGAUGAAUCUUCCAAAGCCCGGAAAAAAGAAAAGUCCUAUACUUGGCGUUGUAGAUAAGAAUUUGGCGAGUUCUAUUAAAGCUGAAUUGGGAUUCGAUUGUGAAACUAGCGAGAUUGUGUUGGAACUUGUUCGCGGCAUUAGAUUACAUUCCGAUAAGUUGUUAAAUCAAGUGAAGGAAGGUGAACUCGUUAAGGCGCAACUAGGAUUGGGACAUAGCUAUUCUAGGGCGAAGGUUAAGUUCAAUGUUAAUCGUGCUGAUAAUAUGAUAAUCCAGGCUAUAUCCUUGUUAGAUCAAUUAGAUAAAGAUAUUAAUACAUUUGCAAUGAGAGUUAGAGAAUGGUAUUCAUGGCAUUUUCCAGAACUCGUAAAGAUCGUUAACGACAAUUACAUAUAUUCUGUUCUCGCCAAAUUUAUUCGAAACAAAAACGAUCUAACUGAAGAACAUUUAGAAGAUCUUGCAGAAAUAGCUGGAGAUAAAUCGAAGGCGAAACAAAUUAUUGAUGCAGCUCGUGUAUCGAUGGGCACUGAUAUUUCUGAAUUGGAUAUGAUUAAUAUCGAACACUUCGCAGAUCGUGUAAUCAAUCUUGCCGAUUAUCGUAAAAGUUUACACGAAUAUUUAUUAUAUAAAAUGAAUAAUGUGGCUCCCAAUUUAUCGGCAUUAAUUGGCGAAGUUGUUGGUGCCAGGUUGAUUUCUCACGCUGGGAGCUUGGCGAAUCUCUCAAAAUAUCCUGCCUCCACUGUUCAAAUUUUGGGGGCUGAGAAGGCUUUAUUUAGAGCUCUUAAAACAAAAGGAAACACUCCAAAGUAUGGUCUUUUAUAUCACUCCUCUUUUAUUGGACGUGCUGGAGUUAAAAACAAAGGCAGGAUCUCUCGAUUCUUGGCUAAUAAGUGUACAAUUGCGUCCCGAAUAGAUUGCUUUACUGAUAAGCCUACUUCGAAAUUUGGUGAAGCUCUUAAAAAUCAAGUUGAGGAAAGACUGAAGUUUUAUGAAUCUGGGUCUGCCGUUACAAAAAAUGCUGAUGUCAUAAAUAAGGUGAUUGAAGAGCUUGAAAAAGAAGGUGACAAAGAAAUGGAUGUUGAUCAAGUUCAACCUGCACCUUCAGUGAAGCGUAAAGCUUUGGAAAUAACAGGUGAAGAAGUUUCUCCUCCUAAAAAACAUAAGAAAUUUAAAAUGCAAGCGGAUAGCGAUGACAAAACGAAAGAUAAAGCUGAGGAAACAGUUGUUGAAGA
Molecule: messenger RNA, 1619 nt
Organism: Racocetra persica
Lineage: Eukaryota; Fungi; Glomeromycota; Glomeromycetes; Diversisporales; Gigasporaceae
Source: the annotation of a GenBank genome assembly